Molecule: messenger RNA, 1608 nt
Organism: Candidula unifasciata
Lineage: Eukaryota; Metazoa; Mollusca; Gastropoda; Stylommatophora; Geomitridae
Source: the annotation of a GenBank genome assembly
AUGGCUAGCAGUGAUUGUGAGCAGUCUUCUAGUUUUAUGUCCCCACACCCUGCCCAGUUCGACAGGGCAAUUCCAUUUAGAGAAUCUAAAGGUCCUCUUGGUCCUUUCAAAGCUACAAAGAUCUGGCAUGAUUUGAUUGAUCAUCUAAAGUCAAAAGUGGAGCUGAAACGUCGCCGUCAUAAAAUGAAAUCCAUCGAUUCAUGUUUUACAGGCACUGAUGCUGUUGAUGUUGUCCUUCAUUUUCUCCUCAAUGAUAGGGACACAUUUUCUGCAGAUUUGUCGAGAGAAAAGGCUGUAAAGGUUUGCCAAAUGUUGAUGCAGCGGAAGGUUAUUGCUUCAGCUGUAGACAAGCCCAGCCUGGAUAAACCGUGUGUGUUUGAGGACAGCAGCAGUAAGCUGUAUCAGUUUAUAGGGGAGUAUGCGGUUGAUGGAGAACCAGCUGAAGCUGCAGAGGAAGAAGAUGAACAUGAGUGUAACAGUACCCAGAAUUUAACCUACAGCUCUGACAGACUGAGGUUAUCAGAACAUUUUGAACCAGAGGAAGAGCCGCAUUCACCCAACACAGACACUCCAAUUGGAAAUAGAAGUCCCACGUCAUCGGUUGAAAGUUUACCCUAUUUAAAUGUGACCCCAGGAAGGCUAGUAAAGAAAUUAACUGAGGAUGAAGUGGAGGAUGUUUGGAGGGAGGUUGCCCUGAUGCAACUGCUGACACUUGUUGAGCUGACAUUUUUGGAUGGCAUUCUCAGUGAAGAUAAACGCAACUGCCAACAGAAACAGCGAGAUCAUCUGAUCAUCUCUAACAUUGUGGCCCACAACUGGCAUCUUCCCUUGAUACCAGGUGUUACAGAUAGUCGUUCUGACCCUCUCCUACUGAGUGCAAUGGAAUGCAUUGAAUUCCUUCCUAAAGGUUUACAUCUUUUAAGUGAGCCUGUGUUCAGACGCAGAGGUCUGGAAGCCAAACUGUGGGCCAAGGACAUCAUCAUGAAACACUUCACCAGUCUGGAGGAAACCCUUCUGCCACCCAAGUAUCUAGAGAUACAUAUGGCCAUUCUGAACCUGGUCUUGUCCAGCAACUUUGAUACAGCCCUGUCUGCUCUGCAGCUUUAUGUGAUCCUAUUACCUGUGGCCAUCAGGGAAGAACUGUAUAGGCUACUGAGGUUCAUGAGGUCACUGGCCGCUGAUUCAGCAAUACGGCUGGAUCCACAGGUGUCCAAUGAGAUUUCAGUACUAGUCCUGCUAACAGAUCACAUCUUUAAGCAUAAACUUCUAGCAUCUAAUGUGGCCCAAAAGCUGGUUCAGUUUAUGAUGAACAAUGUGAACAAAAUAUUUACAGUCCCAAAAGACAUCAGGCAGAGAGUGGCAGUCCGACUGUUCCAGCUGAAGACGGGGAAACCUUUGCUGGAGUGUGAAUCCAGCUAUUGUGAUAGAGUUUCUAAAGAGGAAUUUGAAAGACAGUCAAAAGACCUCACAGAGGAAUCUUUGGUCAACCUGAUGAAUGCAGUGCUAGAUGACACCAACAUUUCACUAAAAGAAAAGAAGCAGCGGCUGAAGCAGUUUCAGAAAUCUUACCCACAACUUUAUGAACAGAAUUUUGAAGGCAUGUUGUAA